AUGCCCGAGAUAAGAUGUUUCAGGCUACAGCAUCAUCACUCGCUGCCAUGGGCUCUGCGACAGCUAUAUCGUUUUCGACCAAUGACUGACAUGUCCCCUGUCGCUCAUUUUGACAACAACGAAUCAAGCACUUGUCUACUGGCUUCGUCCGGACAAGAGCAUGGAGAGACAACGACAUCCCUUGGAGCUCUGGCGUCUCAACGUUCCCCAGCGCAGACCUCAGUACUGCUACACCUUCCACGAGAAUUACUAGUUCAAAUCAUGAUCCAUUUGCCGUACAGUUCUCUUUACAUGGUCCACCAAACCUGUGGCAUCUUUCGUCAUCUGCUAGGCGGCUUUGAAUUCAAAUACUUUCGACUAGAAAUGCUGCGAAGCAAUGAGGAAGCGCACUGUAUCACGAAGGCUGGAUUUGACGAGCUAUAUAUUGUCAAAAGGCUGCUCCGCCGCAGAUCCCUGUGCGAUCCUUGCGGCAAGCUCUUCGACUCUGGCGAGCUUGAAGAAAAGCUUAAGGCUCUCUGGAAACCAGUUCUAUGCACUGGAUGCAAGAAACACCAUCCAGGACUUUUAUUUCCUCAAGGUCAGCGAACAGAAAAUCGCUGCGUCGGGCUACUUGGUCACUUUGCAGUUUGCAAACAUCUCAAAAUCUCGGCAAAGUCAAAGUUGAUGCCCUUUGCAAAGAUGGUGAAGCGAGAAGAUGAGUCAAUCACAUGCGGACAUCCUGAUCAUAUUUCAGUCUACGAUAUAAACGGCAAUUCAACAAGCCGCUACAUUCGUGAACCAUUUAUGAGAUAUUCCACUUAUAUCGCAGGUAUGUGUAGCACAUACUUCAGAUCUUUUCCGAUGAUAAAGAUUCAUCGUCAACAAGAUCUCGACAUGAGCAAAUUGAAGUCGCGUUUAUUCAAACAACUUCAGGAUAUGAACGGAGAUGGACUGUGUCUACAUGCAUCCGGUCAACUCGAAUCUAUCGCAUCUUGUAUAACCCUAGACAAAAAUCGUUGUUCUCCAGGUCUGCACAACGGCCAGUUUCACUAUGAAUGCCCUGACUGGAGCUACGGUUGUCAUCAUUGUCAUCAGUGUGGCGCACGAUACUUCUGGUUUUUCGACGACGAUUGUGUUAUAUUUUACGUUUGGAUACCGAUGUGUUAUAAUGGCCCAGACUCCAUGAGCUGGCUCUCAAAUCUCACUUUCGACGCUGAUGAGCACCCUAUUCUCAACAAGGGUACCCAAAAUGUCUUGUGGUGCUCCGAUCCUAGUUGCGGUACAGGCUGCGGAGAACGAUGGUUGUUGAUGAUGGAAAUUUUCAAGAGGCACACGGUGAGCUAUCUUCUUCACGACUGGGAGCUUUCGUUCCGUUACACGACUUGCAUGGAUAGGUUGCCUUUGACACUGGAAUAUCAGAUUCUUCAAGAUGUAGCAUAUUGGUCUCAAUUGAGCUGA
Molecule: messenger RNA, 1437 nt
Organism: Fusarium proliferatum ET1
Lineage: Eukaryota; Fungi; Ascomycota; Sordariomycetes; Hypocreales; Nectriaceae
Exons: 1
Coding region: 1-1437 (478 amino acids)
Molecular function (GO): protein binding
Source: RefSeq, a predicted model, not a curated record